AAAUAUCAAAAAAGACUAUACUCCGUGUAUGGAAAAGUAAUUAAAAAUUGAGAAUAAUUGGAGUUUAAAGUUUAUCAAGUUUAACUCAAAAAAGUCAAAUUAAACAAAUAUAAUGGGACUGAUGUAGUAUUUUUAAAGAAUGAUAGUGGGAGACUGGGAGGAGUGGUAGGUGAGAGAUGAAUGAGAUGGGAGGCAAAGCAGGAACCGUCGCAGCCAAGGCCCUGCUCGGCGGCACCGCCGCCGCAGACCUGUCUUCAGAUUCCAUCAAUUCACUCGACGGCAUCCUGCGCGACGUCGGAGUUUACUCCACCAGCUUUCCGGAUGAACACCAGGCCAAGGACUUCGUCUCUCACCUCACUCGCGGCCUCCUCAAAGUCCAGCACAUCCACCCCGGCAGAAUCACCUGUCUGUUCACCGUCAUGCCUGCUAUCCUGAAUGCAUUUGGUGGGAUGCACGGGGGCGCGGUUGGUGCACUAGCCGAGAGAGUGGCGAUUGCGUGUGCUAGAACAGUUGUCGGAGAGGAGAAAGAACUAUUUCUUGGAGAGUUAAGCAUGUCUUAUCUCUCUUCUGCCCCUUUAAAUGCAGAAGUUAGGAUUCACGGGUCGGUAGUGAGGAGUGGAAGAAACUUGACAGUAGUUGCUGUGGAAUUUAAACUGAAGGACUCUGAUAAACUGACUUACCUUUCUCGUGCAACUUUGUAUCACUCACCAGCUGCCAGUCUGUGAACCUCCAACGCCUUGGCGGCUUAUUAUUGAAUGCAAGAAGUUUAAUUUGGGACGGAUGGAGUAAUAUGGUUCGCGUGCAAGGCUGGAGCAAAAAGACAUUUUGCCCGUGCGUGAAGGAGCGUGUUUGAAUAUAUAAAACAUUAUAUAUUCAAGAAUUGGAGUGUCCUAAAUUUUCAGCAUUUCUUUCUUAAUUUUUUCAAUCAAAGCAUGAGCAAAAGGUCUUUUGACCCAAUAUUUGAAAAUUAUUCAUGACCAGGUCCUACCCUUAACUCAUCCCACACAUCCUACCCCAUAAGAGCCCCUCCACUAGCAUUUUGCCACAAUAUUUGAAAAUUAUUCCACAAUUAGUCUUUUGAAGACUAUACGUUAAAAAAAGUAUUUGAGUUAAAAGACUGAUUAUGGAAUAAUUUUCAGUUAUUGAAACUACAAAUGUUAUUUCCUAGAAUUGAUGACCAUUUAUAGAAAAUAUCAUGUUAUAAGAAAUAAGUUAUGGAAUU
Cuscuta campestris is the source of this 1222-nucleotide messenger RNA. The record is from the annotation of a GenBank genome assembly. Lineage: Eukaryota; Viridiplantae; Streptophyta; Magnoliopsida; Solanales; Convolvulaceae.